AUGGCGCGGCUCUCCGGUCUCCAGCGGGACGUCUUGUCCCUCUAUCGACAAUGUUUGCGGGAAGUCCGCAAGAAGCCCUCGGUAUGCGCCACCCCUCUCCGCUCCUCUCCUCCAACUAACCGUCUGUUCUUUUGCCUGGGACAGGACUCCCAACCCAACUUCAAACGUUAUGCCCGGCGGCUCAGUGCGGAAUUCCAAAAGCAUCUCUCGGUGAAUAAGAAGGAUUUUGGCACCAUCGAGUAUCUACUCCGCAAAGGCCAACGCCAGCUCGAGAUGUAUGCGUCCCCGGGCAUUCGCAACAUCCGAUGA
Molecule: messenger RNA, 309 nt
Organism: Penicillium macrosclerotiorum
Lineage: Eukaryota; Fungi; Ascomycota; Eurotiomycetes; Eurotiales; Aspergillaceae
Product: succinate dehydrogenase assembly factor 1
Exons: 2
Coding region: 1-309 (102 amino acids)
Biological process (GO): mitochondrial respiratory chain complex II assembly
Cellular component (GO): mitochondrion
Source: RefSeq, a predicted model, not a curated record